AUGGGCGCACAGGCAGCGUCGGCUGCCUCUAUUUGCUGCCAUGUGGAGCGCUUGCCGCGGCAGCAGUUAAGCGUAGCAGCAGCUCCUGCCAGUGGCCCCAGGCCAGGAUUGCUGGAUGAGAACUUUGAAGAAUUCUACCUGGAGCUGGAGACUGGGGGUGAGCUUGACCAAAGAACAUGGCUGAAAGCUGAGGUACCCAUGAUGUCAAGAGAGUUCAGACAGAGCUGUUGUACAGUUGUCUCCGGAUCCAAAAGUCUUUUUCACCCUUGCAGGAGCAGGGGCUUGAGAAGCAUCUCAAAGUCCUUUGUGGCAUUUCACACCCGCACCUAUGCAAGGUGGUAG
Durusdinium trenchii is the source of this 342-nucleotide messenger RNA. The record is from the annotation of a GenBank genome assembly. Lineage: Eukaryota; Dinophyceae; Suessiales; Symbiodiniaceae.